AUGGCGAUUAUGUUGAGAUGUCUGCCCUUGAUGGGACUGAUGGUAUAUUUAAUAAUGAGUCACUUACGUUUGAUGGCAGCCCUUCCGCUUGGUGAAAACUCAUUCGAUGAAUCUGAAAGCAUAAAAAAUUCUAGGACGCGACAAUGGUUUCCAACGCCCUCGAAAUUCGUCCCAAAUCAUAAUCUCCUGAAGAGAAAACCGAUCCGUCCAUCUGACCUGCCAGCCUCUCCAGCCGACCUCCUGCGCCCCGACACAUUCCAAUUCUACACAUUCGACAAAUCCGGCGAGGUAAUAACAAAACAAAUGACCAAAAAAGAGAUUCAGAGUUUAAUCGCUGCUGGAGGUGGUCACCUUCCCCCAAUGGCCGUGGAGAUCCACGAGCCUCAAAAAGCCGGUGAAGUGCCAACAGGCGGAACAAGAGUUGCGGAUGUAGUACAAAACGUGCAGAAUGUACUGAAAGGUGAAUUGAGCAAGCCAACACCUUUGAUCUCCACAAUACCAAAGAUUCCUGGCCACGCAAAUUCCGAAUGGAGCAGCAUUCUCCCCUCAAUCCUCUCCGGUGACACGGAAUCCAUUCCCCUGAGCCCACCGGAGCCAUCACAACCGCAAUAUCCGGAUGAUGAAAAAAUACCGGUGUACGUGGGUCACCCGGUGUAUGACGAAAUAACGGAAAAGCCGAUGAUCCAAGUGCCAGUUAUAACAGUAGAGGAGAAAUUACCAAUUCAAAACACUUCGAGCGGUGAUCAAAGUAGUCACGAGGAUGAGAGUGGAAGUAGUGGGCCAGUAUUCCAAAUACUGAAUACAAUAUCAGCGGAUAUGGUGAGAAAUGCCAGCAACAGCUUCAACGAUCAGUUGACGGAUGCUAGUGAAUCUAUCGAUCGACCACACGUGAAGCCCGAAAUUAUUCAACUGAUGAAAAACGACUCCAAGACAGUUGUGAGCGCUCACACAACUCAGAAACCGAUUGACGCCACGACUGAAGAAGUCAAGCAUGAUGUCAUCAGUGUUGUAUCCGAAACCCAUUCGACAUCGAUCAAAAUCCCUGGACAUGAUGAGAUAAAGAUAGAUCAGUCAAAAUUACAAACUGAGAGACCUAUUACUUCCACUUCUGAGGUAACUGUGCUGAAGGAGGCGAUUGAUCAUGAUAAGCCAGAACCAUCGACGUCUAAACCGAUCGAUAUUAAAGAUAAAUUCGAGGUGAUUAAGCCGAUGAAACCGGUACUGUUGAACAACGUCUUGAAGGAACCUGAGUCAUACCUAACGACAGCGGAGCCUGUCGAAAUAACUGAAGUCGUUUCAACGUCUGAGAAGGAUGACUCCUUCACUACAGAAUCUAUUCCAACGACUACGGAAUACAAUAAAUUGGAAGAGAUCACAGUUCCACCGAGAGAUGCUCAAGAAACCCCUUUGAACGCUUCUUUAUCCAGCAGCAACACCACCGAGUUGCCUUUAUUGGAAAGUACCACUGGGAAGACAGCUGAAGUGACUCAGCAUGACUCAACGACUCAAGAACUAAAAACCGGUUCGACAUCGAUAACAACACCUUCGAUAUUGAUGACCAGUACUGACGCCUCGCCAGAAGCAACUGUUUCAAUCUCAACCGAAGGGGUUAAACUUGAAGAAGUCACUGAAAUAAUCAACACAUCAACUGCAGAAGAACUUACUGAGAGGACAAAUGAGGUGGCGAUCGAGCUGACGACAGAAGUUAUUUCGACAACCCCUGAGUCCUCAACUUAUGCACCACCGGAGGAGACACCACUGCCUAUUGAGCUGGAAGACUCGUUAUCAAGCAUGAUUUCCCAGAUUUCCGAAGCCAUCAUAGAACCCCUGUUGCCCACCAUGAAUAAUUCAUUGAACAUCAACUCUGACGGAUCAGUUUUGACUUCUGGAGAUGUGAAGCGUCAGGAGAUAGUCUCCAGCAUAGCCCCUCCAAUAGCACCGUCAACUCCGGAGCCAUCACCGACUCCUGAGCUGCCCUCAACAACAAUCGCAAGCACGACUUCAUCUGUCAAGGCAAAUGCAACAUCAGAUGACAGGAAUUCUUUGAAGGAUUCGAAACCGAAGCCAUCGGUAUCGACAGAAGCCACAGAAACUCCGAUUGUUAGAAUCGACAUAAUGGCACCUGUCAAGACGACAGCUUCUCCAAAUUCGAAUGGUUCAAUGGUACCUGCGGGAGAGUCUCCAGUGGUGAGGAUUCAAUUAACAGAUCCAGUUACGACAGUCAACCAUAUAAUCGAGUCCCUCGCGCCUGAAAGCUACUCAGCCCCUCCAGAAAUUGAAGAUUUAUCGCUUCCUACGAGAGGAAGCAUCACUGCAAACAACAUCUCCAGUAGUUUAAUCGCUGGCUUCUCAAACAACGAAAAAUCGAGUCAGAAUGUCACGAAAAUUACGGAUGAAGCUGUCAUCCUGGAUGUAGAGAAGAAAGAAAUCGAAGAGAAACUCGAGGAAUCAACUGUCGAAGCAAUGACCACUGAAGAAUGGCAGCCGACGACGGAUUACGAUAAAACAAUGGCGAUAAUGAUGCAGCAGAUCAACUUCGAUGAACUUCCGAUGUUCCAUGGUCAUAAGACAGCCCCUGUCCCUCAGAAAAGUGAAACAAAAGUUGAGUCUACAACGGCUGAACCCGAGUCUUCGACGAUCAAAUUAACCAAUGAAGUGCCGAAGAUUGAUAAGAAUUUGACGACUACAUCAACAGAGGAGCCUCCAUCGCCGCAAACUAACUCAGAAACGAAAGACGAUAGCAAAGCUGUCGUAAGUCAUCCUGAGACAACCGAUUCCCAAGCAAUUCCAGCAGUGAAAACCGAAGAUAAUUCUGAUCUCUCAUCAACGUCUACAUUAAUCCCUGCAAAGAUUCAACUGGACGAUCUUCCAAUAGUUCACCACAGAUACAACAAACCUGCAUUGAGGCCAAAGCCUCCGACAAGGAAAAAUAUCACAGAAAGUCAUGCUAAAGACGAAGGACUCGAUCUGAAGCUCCCACACUUUCCAUCACUGAGUGUUUACGAAGACGAUCCUUACAAGAAGCUAGGAGAGACAGUAGCACCCUCUCCUCGUCCAACAACUGAGAUCCCUCAAACCAACAAAACCCUGAAAAUCAAGGAUCAGAAGAAGGAUUCAAGUAUGGAGCUGAUGGAGAAGCUUCCUCUGAUUCCAGUAAAGCACAUCUCGCAGUCUGACAAGAAGCCCCCGAAGACAACAACACCAGCUCCGCCAAUCAAGAAACACGAAGACCAUCAUCAGGAAUCAGAAAGAUGGACGUUGAUUCCCCAGAAAUCGCCUCCAGCAACAGCUCCAAAGAUCCAAGCGAAACGACCAAUUGACGAGUCGAUCACAGCCUCUCCUGUCCCUGAAUCCACCACCCAACAACAGCAGAAACCAACCGACCAAAUCCCCCUCACGCAUUCGAAGACCGACGAAGCUCUUGAUUCAAGCGUGAAAUCCCUAGAGCCAGACAUCGCCUACUUCGCAAACCUUUGCAACGAUCUUGCCUUCUCAUUCUGGACAGCGACUAAUGAGGGCUUGAGCGCAGAAAGAUCAUUAGCAGUGUCUCCAUUUGGAAUGACGAGCAUGUUAGCCAUGGUAUUCCUCGGUGCACGAGGUCCAACAUCUGAGAAAAUGAACAAUCUCCUCAAGCUGGAUGACGUUGCAUCCUUCAAUCCACACUUGAUCUUCCAGAAUGUAACGGAUUCGGUGGGGUUGGCUCGCAAACAGGGAAUAGCAAACGCAGCCUUUGUCCGGGAACUAUUCGCAGACCGGGUUAAGGUCCGAAAACUACUGCCCUUUUACAAAGAGCAGGCGCAACAGUUCUACGACGGAGUCGUUGCCGAGGUGAAUUUCGCGACGAUCAGUGACCUAGUCAGAAGAAGGACUAAUUUAAUGGUGAGGAAGCAGACUGGAGGGAGGAUAAAGGACUUCGUCAGAACCAAUAUUGUCCCCUUGACAUCGCCAUUAGCUGCUUUAUCCGCCAACGUCUUCCAGACAGACUGCAACUCGAAGGACGCGAGUUCUGAUGGUAGAGAUGGAGAACUCUACUUCGCGGUUUCACCAGCAAUACGACAGAGGAAGCUGGUACCGGUCCCGUCGACCGUCUGGAGAGCGGGGAUUCUCGCGGGUUAUGAACCCAAUCUCGAUGCCACGGCUAUUGCUUUAGGAGGUCCGAAAAAGUUAGUAUCCACGAUUUUUGUUAUUCCUGGACAGCAAGGAUUCACAGCACCUGGGGAUAACCUGGAACUCCUGGAGGAAAGACUCAUCAGGGGGGCGACUCACGAUGGAGUUUGGAACAAAUUGCUCAAGGUUGUUAUUCCAAGACCCGGCCUAGAGCUCCAAGUGCCCAAAUUCAGUCAUAGGAGUGUUAUCAAUGCCACUGCUGCGUUGAAGAGGAUGGGGCUGCAGGGUUUGUUCGAUAAACAUGCGGAUCUCAAGGGGAUCAAUGGAGUUGGUGCUGAUCUACAUUUGACGGAUGUUCUACAGAUGAAUCUGUUCAGCACCUGCGGAGACGAGAACAUUCAAAGUGGAAGGCAUCACGUCGAAGUUUACCCAUCGAGCUCCCAGAGAAAUGCCCGAUCAUCUCCGCAACCCAAGGCAUAUAAAUCCAGAAUCUCAGAGCCAUCAUCCUCGAUACAGAGAGAGGAUACGGACAAGCCAAGACUAAAACUAGAUAGACCAUUUUUGUACUUCGUUCGUCACAAUCCCACCGGUUUGAUCCUCCACAUGGGACGCUUCAACCCUAGACUCUUACCAUAA
This is a messenger RNA of Diachasma alloeum, 4743 nucleotides long. RefSeq names its product mucin-17-like. The transcript has 3 exons. Gene Ontology annotation, molecular function: serine-type endopeptidase inhibitor activity. Bases 1 to 4743 code for a protein of 1580 amino acids. Lineage: Eukaryota; Metazoa; Arthropoda; Insecta; Hymenoptera; Braconidae. The record is from RefSeq and is a predicted model, not a curated record.